UUGCAUUCCAGUGAUCGGUAACGUUCUCAAAUAUUCUAAAUCUAUGGGAUAUUAGAUGCUACCUGUCUGGAGGAUCGGAGUAAUUGAAAAUAGAUUGUGUAUGAUAUUUAAAAUUGCUUCACUACCCAACAUAUUGACUGUCAGUGAGACGAUUCCACACUAGUACGAAGUGCAAUAACUAAGACUCGGGAAAACUAAAGCCAACGAGAGUAAAAGCGCACAUUAUUAGUUUACGUCUCUGGUAUAUAAGCUCGGAUUUCCCUGAGGAAACGGUUAAUAGGACACACUGUGGGGAAAGGAAUGGCGAAUUUGGAUGUUACAAACGUGAAAAAGGUUCUACUGUGUGUAGACCUGAGUCCCCAGGCUGAGUGGGCAUUCAACUGGUAUGUGCAGAACUUCCACAAGCCCGAGAACCACCUGGUCACGGUCCAUUGCCCAGAGACAUUCACCAACGUCACCAUGAUGAGUCCUGGAAGGGUAAGCGAGCUGAUCACGGAAUGCAAUGCGAAACUCGACGCGCUCAAAACAAAGUUCGUCUCCAAGAUGACGGAAAAUGGGAUCAAUGGUGAGUUCAAGGCCAUCGGCCUCGAGGGAGAUAUGAAGCCAGGCCAAGCCAUCGUGGACUACGCUGAGAAAUCCAAAGCCACGUUCAUCGUGACGGGAACCAGGGGCAUGGGCAAGUUCCGUCGGACCGUGAUGGGAUCUGUGAGCGACUAUAUCGUGCACCACAGCCCUUGCCCCGUCCUCGUGUGCCGCCAGAAGGAGAAGGAUCAUAAGGAGCAUAAGGAGCAUAAGGAUCAUAAGGAAAAGGGAGAUAAGCACUAGUGGCCGGUCGUCAGGCGAAACCACCGCCACACUGACCAAUAUCAACACGCCAGAAUCUCCAAACGUCGCCGCCGAAUAGCUGGCCUUAUUCAAUAUACUGUCGUAUUUUAUUUAGGUUGUCUUGAUGUAGUAGAAGCUUAUCGCAGUGUUAAGCUUCAGUGAUUAACUUAUCUCACUUGAUAGGUAUGUCAUGCUCUUUUCGCUUAAUUAUCUCGAUUAAAAUAUCCUUGAAUAAUGACCAAAAAAUAAAUAUAUAUAAAACCUAUGGAUAUGCAUGUAUUGUUAUUAAUAUGUUUCAAGUAUACACUCAUUAUAUAUAAUAAUAAAUGACACAAAGCAUGACACUUUCGUAACCAAGACUUAUAAUUUAUAUUAUCUCCAGUAGCGUGUUACAUGAAGUUUCCAAGUGAUUCGUGAAGCAUUUUAAAUUUUCUAAUUUUAAGUUGUCUUCUUUUACGCAACUCUUAAUGGCCUAUCUUAGUGCAUUCGAACUAGCUGGUUGGUGGUAUAAUCAAACUAUAUACCAGUAAAGCGAGAUAAUAAAAUGGGUUUCAAUGUAAUUUCAUGGCUAUUAAUAAUUGAUCAAGCGGUUCCUGGAUUGAAAGGCCAUUACCAAAGCAAUCACACAUCUUAGUAUAAAUGUGAACAUUACCAAGGGACGGUAAUAGUUUAAGAAUAUCUUGUGUGUAAUGUAUUUGCUGUAAGUGAACUUUAGUGUAAAAUGUGUGUACACCAUUGACUCAUUGUGCAUGCCUUCAUAAUUUGUGUUUAUACAAUGUCUAGAUGUUGGAAUAAAAUAAAGUUAUACUUGUCA
Mya arenaria is the source of this 1639-nucleotide messenger RNA. RefSeq names its product universal stress protein in QAH/OAS sulfhydrylase 3'region-like. The record is from RefSeq and is a predicted model, not a curated record. The coding region runs from base 301 to 825 and encodes 174 amino acids. The transcript is spliced from 4 exons. Lineage: Eukaryota; Metazoa; Mollusca; Bivalvia; Myida; Myidae.